ACGGUUCAAAACACCAGAAAAUUGGGAAUAAUGGGUGUGUAUGGCGAAGAAAAUUGGUAAAACGAUGUCAAGCUUUCGUUAGAAUUGAUAAACUUUUAGUAAAUUGGACGGACGUAGAAAAUCGGUUAUUCGUUUCUAGAUAUAGCUGUCACAUCAAAAUGUGGUUCGUGAGUGUUCGGUGCCAACUCACCUAGACCUGAACGCUGUGAUUGAAAGACCCUCGAGACUUUUUUAAUUUUUGAUAAAAAUAGUUUCUUAAUUAACAAUUAACAACGUGUCAUGAAUUAGCGUCCAAGUGACUAGUGCGAAGAAAAUAGUGACAUCAUGACAAGUUCAAUUAUUGGGGGCGGUCAGGAAUCCGUCUCCAAGUUUUUCGAGACACUCCAGGCAGAUCUGAAGGUUCUUGCUGGUGAAACUAAAAAGAAAUACCCGCAGAUUAAGGAGUCAUGCGAGGAGGGAAUCGGAAAGUUGAGAUCUGCUUCCGGAACUCCAGGAACCCAGAUAUAUUACGUCGUGAAUCAAAUUUUAUAUCCCUUGGUUCAAGGUUGUGAGAGCAAAGAUGUCAAAAUAAUCAAGUUUUGCUUGGGAGUGAUGCAAAGACUGAUAACACAACAAGCAGUGGAUCAAAAGGGUGCACGUUAUAUCACAGAUGCGCUUUGGAUGUUGAUGGAAGCAGGGACAGAGGAAGUGAAAGUUCUACAAACAGUCACAUUGUUACUCACAAGUAACACGCUCGUUCAUGGAGAAACGCUUUCAAGGAAUCUAGUUUUGUGCUUUCGUUUGCACUUUACAAAAGACUCGACAACCAUCAACACAGCCGGGGCAACUGUGCGGCAAUUGGUCUCACUAGUUUUUGAAAGAGUCGUUGCAGAAAAUGAGGAAAAUUCUGAGCAACGUUCGCCUGAAGAAGUGAAUUUAGAAGAGUUAAAAACGCCCACGAAUCAACCACCGCAGGGUCUCGGUCCUUGUGCUGCUGAUGCUUAUCUAAUGUUCCAAGAUUUAGUCCAAUUAGUGAAUGCAGAUCAGCCUUAUUGGCUGAUUGGAAUUACGGAAAUGACACGGACUUUCGGGCUUGAAUUACUCGAAUCCGUCUUAAUUAAUUUCUCCUCCGUCUUUUUCAAGCAUCCGGAAUUUAGUUUUCUUCUGAAGGAACGAGUCUGUGCUCUGGUGAUCAAAUUAUUUUCCCCAAAUAUUAAAUAUCGAAAUUCAGUGCCAGCAUCGAUUCAGCAAGCGACGCCUCUCGAUAAACCUUAUUUCCCGAUCAGCAUGAGACUCUUGAGAGUGGUUUCUAUAUUGGUCCAAAAAUAUCAUUCAUUGCUUGUAACAGAGUGUGAAAUCUUUCUUUCCCUGAUUGUCAAGUUUUUGGAUCCUGACAAGCCAGUUUGGCAGCGAGCUUUGGCAUUGGAAGUUCUGCACAAAAUGACAGUGCAGUCUGAUUUGCUCAGGAGUUUUUGUAACUGCUAUGAUCUCAAACCACACGCAACAAAUAUAUUUCAAGAUAUUGUUAAUAGUUUGGGUGCUUAUGUGCACAGUCUUUUUGUCAAUCCGCACAUGGUUGGUCCUGCCAGUAUGGGAUCAACAACUCCUGCCGCACAAUCAACGGCACCUGCACUUUUGGCUGGCCUGCCGAUCGGCCCCGGAGUUUCUCCUCAACCUGGUUUUUAUUCGAGAGGAAUCUGGUUACCAGUUGUAGUCACUUUUCCAAGUGGACAAGCCAAGUCAACAUAUUUGGAUAUGCUGGAUAAAAUCGAACCACCUCAAAUCCCAGAUGGUUACGGAAUCAGUAUUGCCUACGCGUGUUUGUUGGAUAUCAUUCGAUCGAUCGCUUUGGCGAUUAUUGGAUCGAGGGAAGAAAAUACAGAACAUCGUUACAAUCCUUCAGAGGCAGAUAAAAAGCUGCAUGUUCAGUUAAUUAAUUCUAGUUGGUGUGGUUUAUUGGCAGCUCUGAGUCCUUUGGUAGAUGCGAGCACCGAUGAAUCCGCGACGGAAAAUGUCCUCAAGGAAAUCCAAACUUUCGCUUCAUUGUGUGGCUUGCUCGAUUUACACACUCCCCGUGACGCUUUCAUAACAGCGAUUUGCAAAGCUUCCUUGCCUCCACAUUACGCCCUGACAGUUUUGUACAAUGCGCCACAAGGAAUUGCGAGUGCACGUCCUCAGGAAUCACUGCAAUAUAAUCCUGCGUCUCUGGGAGAAUCGGAUUAUCGACAACAGGUCGUUGCUGUUGGGACUCCUUUGCCUACAGCCUCACUUCCAAUCGGUGCUCAACAAGGACCCGUGAUGUUGACAGUGAAAAAUUUGCAGUGCAUGCGAGCUCUUCUUUUAUUGGCACACUGUCAUGGCAGCAUUUUGGGAAGUGCCUGGCAUUUGGUUUUAACUACUCUUCAACAUCUAGCUUGGAUUUUGGGACUGAAACCUUCAACGGGGGGAUCUUUGAAGGCGGGAAAAUCUGCUGCGGACUCGAAUGCAAUGUUGACUACUGCUGUCAUGGCAGAUUUGCCAGUUCUUAGUGCUAUGCUCAGUAGAUUAUUCGAAAGCAGUCAACACCUUGACGAUGUCGCACUUCAUCAUUUGAUCGACGCUCUCUGCAAACUUAGUCAUGAAGCUAUGGAAUUGGCUUAUUCUAACAGGGAACCAUCCUUAUUCGCUGUGGCUAAACUUUUGGAAACUGGACUUGUGAACUUGCCUCGUGUAGAAGUUUUGUGGAGGCCUUUGACAAAUCAUUUGCUGGAAGUUUGUCAGCAUCCUCAUAUUCGAAUGAGGGAAUGGGGAGUCGAAGCAAUCACUUACCUGGUCAAAGCUGCACUACAGCACAAAUAUCCACAACCUCUUCGAGAUAAUCAAAAACUUCAGGUACUGCUUCUUGGACCUUUAUCAGAAUUAUCGUCCGUUCGUCAUGCGGAUGUAAGACAGAGGCAAUUGGAGUGCGUUUUACAAGUUCUACAUGGUGCUGGGGAAACUCUUUUUCAUGGAUGGCCUUUAGUUCUUGGAAUAAUUGGCGCCGUUUCGGACCAUCACGGAGAAAACCUGGUUCGUAUAGCGUUCCAGUGUCUACAAUUAGUAGUUACCGAUUUUUUACCAGUGAUGCCUUGGCGUUGUCUUCCUUUGUGUGUCGAUACUGCUGCUAGAUUCGGAUCUCAAACCCAGGAAUUAAACAUCUCACUCACUGCCGUAGGAUUAAUGUGGAAUAUUAGUGACUACUUUUACCAAAACCAGGAGAAGUUGUGCGCCUCUUUGCGAGGAGAUUUAGCGAACGUCUUUCCUGAUUUUCCUGGAACGACUAAUAUGCCACCUUUUGAUAAACUUUGGAUGUGUCUUUACGCGAGAUUAGGCGAUCUGUGCGUGGAUUCGCGACCCGCGGUGCGAAAAUCAGCUAGUCAGACUUUAUUUUCAACGAUCUCGGCUCAUGGAAGUCUUUUGCAUCAGCCAACCUGGCAAGCUGUACUUUGGCAGGUACUUUUUCCUCUGCUUGAUAAAGUCAGAAGUUUGUCGAGUUCGGCGAGCAACGAGAAAGUCGAUACUGGAGGAAAUAUUCUUAUUCAUCACAGUAGGAAUACGGCACAUAAACAAUGGGCAGAGACGCAGGUUUUGACUUUGAGUGGUGUUGCAAGAGUUUUCAACACAAAACGCCAGUUGUUACAAAUGUUAGGCGAUUUCCCAAGAGCAUGGUCCCUUCUUCUUGAAUUUAUUGAAAACUCAGCCCUUAGUAAAAACAACGAGGUUUCCUUGGCAGCUUUGAAAUCCUUCCAAGAAAUUUUGUAUUUGCCCAAAAACGCGGACAAUAAUGAUCCAGUUAAUUCUGAAGAUUCUGAAGCAUUGUGGUUAGUAGCUUGGCGAGUUUGGUUGAGUAUUGGAACGGAAAGUACAACCCCGCCACAAGAGAACGAAGUCGAACCUUAUAUUCCCUCUCAGGCGUUUUUAACUGCGCUCGUUCAAAUAUUUCCAGCAGUAUUUCAACAUAUUAAAAAUAAGUACACUAGUAACGAUUUACAAAAACUGUGUUCGGUUUUGAAAAACGCAGUCGCUGUGCCUGUUCAUGGAGAGUCGACGCCCUACAUUUUACCUACAAUUCCAGACGCUAUUCUCACACAACUCCAAGAUGGAAUUCUCCACUCUAUGGAACUUUUACAAAAGGAGGCACUUUUGGGACCAGAAAAUUUAAAAACAAUGAUAGGACCCAUUUUUCUGCAGCUUCUUUACUUCCUAAAAUUGGCUUGCGAAGCACCGACUUAUGGAAAAAUUGCUACAAAGCAAAUUUCGCAAGUCAGAGGGGUAUCUGCCGACUGGGUGACUAUGAACUACGUGCCUUUUGGAGAAAAAGCCUUAUCCAUGGUAGUAAGUUUGUAUCAAAAAACUGCCCACGAAUCUCCGGUAAUCGAGGGCCAAAUUUUGAGGCACAUCAUAGAAGCACUGCAUGUGCCUUUGUCCAUGAAAUAUAGCUGUCCCUCCCAAACGACCUGGAAAUUGGCGAUUACGAGUCUCCUCGCGAUUUUGCAUACUGGAAUCCCUUUAGCGAGAAAGUACUCGGAACAGUUUCAGAGCAUGUGGCCGAAAUUAGCGGAUACACUGGACGAUUUCUUAUUUCCUAAAAGUGCUCUAAACACGGAGAGAGGCGUGGAGGAAAUUCAAGCAGACGAAGCUGUAGAUUGUCAAGUAAUGGAACUUCUUCGAGACGAAGUUUUGCCUCAUUCUCAACACAUUCCGCAUCAAUUUAUUCUUCGAGUCGUUAUGCUUCUCAAUAAAGGAUCCAUCCAUUCAGCCACGGCGACAAAUAUAGAGAAAAAUGGGGAGCCAAAAUUGCGAGAAGAAUUCGCAAAGACCUGUUUCGAGACUUUGCUUCAGUUUUCGUUGCUCGAUGGACUGAACAACGAGAUUGAUUUAAACAAGGAAAAAAUGCCGGAAGACGAAGGCGGAGUUGCCGGAAGAUUGGCGGUGACAGCUUUACUUCAUAGGUUUCAAGAAGUUCUCAAACGUUAUAUCGAUGAUGAGAAGAGAAGUGGAAAAUGUCCCUUACCAAGAUACAGGUUGUCAGAGAUAUCAUUCGUUUUGAAAGCUGUUGCGACACUCGUUGUUUCUCUUAAAAAGGCUCCUGCAAACAAAGUUGAACGGUCGGUUUGGGAACAACUGAUCAAUCUUUAUCCAUGUCUCGUUGAAUGUACGAUUACGACUCCAUCUGGACCAGUUUCUCGAUCACUUCGGGAAGCUUUGAUGCAGUAUCACGAUUUAUUACGGCCUCCUGUAAUAAAUGCACUGACGUCGAAUGGCGUUUGACCUACGCAUUCGAUUUUGUUAAAACGGAGCCUAAACGUCUGUAAUAAUACAAAGUGAUGGUGAGUUCUAGAUAAAAAAAAGAAGUCCUAUUGAAGUCUGAUUCGGAAAAAAGCAUUUCGAUUUUGGAUUCAUAUCUUUUUUCUCCAAAAAGUGCAAAUUUUGAAAGCUUCGACAACUAAUGAAAAAGAAAUGACAUUUCAAAUAAUUAUCUGAAAAGAACAUUUUUAGGAAGAAACGACUUUUAAAAAAGUCUUUUUUAAUUAAAAGUUUUAAAACAACUUUUUAAAAAGUCAAACUUUUAUUUAAACUUAUACUCACUUUUUUUGUUUCGGAUGCAUGUAGGGCGGUUUGAAGUUCCUUUGAAGGGACAUCAAUUUUCUGUAUAAAUCAGUUUAUAAUCGGCCGCUUUUUUAUAGUGCGUAUGUAAAUAUUUCUAAAAUAUUUAUACCAACCUUAGCUCUCCUUUUCUCGCGUAAGCAAUGCGUCUUUUUUGCGCUUUUUUAAAACGAGCUUUAUCCAACAGUGUUCAAGUGAAUCGACUUUUUUAAAUAAAUUAAAAUUAAUUAUAACAGACGAUGAGAAUGGAAUAAAAUAAGAAUAUUGUAACGCUAAAGUAGAUAAAAGAAUCUUAAUAGAUUUCUUAAUUGGAACGAAAUUUCAUAGCUCGAGAAUAAUCAAUUCGGAUUUUGGGCAGUAUUUUUGCUCAUCGAACCUCAUUAAUAAUCACAUUAAUCAUAAUAAAUAACUAAAUCUCGUUGUUGUUAUCCGUGAGUGUUUUCCAUUAUUCGAGCCUAUAAUUCAAGCUGAUUAAAUCUAAGUUUCGAGAAAUAAGACUUUAGAUCAUUCAAAAAAAUGUCAAUUCUGUAGACAAAUUUACAUUCCCGAUAAGCUAAGCUUCUCUUGAAAUGAAUUUUCCAAUAAAAAUAGAGACUUGAAAAUUUGAUAAGGUAGCGUUCAUUAAUUACGUGAAAAUUUUUUUGUGGAGGUCCCCGAAAAAUAUAUAGAGUCGUGGAACCCCGAGAAAUAUUGGUAAUUCUUU
This is a messenger RNA of Belonocnema kinseyi, 6307 nucleotides long. It is a transcript of the gene mon2, whose product is annotated as protein MON2 homolog. The transcript is spliced from 24 exons. NCBI's taxonomy places the organism in Eukaryota, Metazoa, Arthropoda, Insecta, Hymenoptera, Cynipidae. The coding region runs from base 325 to 5268 and encodes 1647 amino acids. The record is from RefSeq and is a predicted model, not a curated record.